AUGGAAACCGCCGGGUCGAGGCUCGUGAGUUUCGAUGAUAGCAAGACGGUUCAAACGUGCUUACUUCUCCAGAUUUCCCCAGACAUGCAUAUCGAUCUAAGGCAUGGUGAAAGCUCGAUUCAAAGCCUCACUCGUGACGACGCCGCUUGCCAGCCUCGAGGAGAGUUUUUGAAAGCAGGUGGAGGCCGCGGCGAGGCUGGCUGUAGUCUUCUGGGGCAGCAGGAAAUGAUGACGGGUUCGAGAGGUGAAGUCUCAAUAGAUCUAUUUCUCACGACCACCUUCUUAAAUCAUCUCGAUACACAUCCAUCGCCCAUUUUCUCUUUCAUCGUCCUCUCUAACACCUUCCCAUCAAUCCACGCCACCAAUACACCUCGACUCGAGGAUCCUAAAUUUGAGCGAGGCGUCCCGCUUCGCAGGUCUAGAUCUCUGAGUGAGCCACUGAACUGCAAAGAAUGUCAAAUCGUCGGGCAGGAACGAGCCGCGUACAGAAGUAUUCGAUGGAAAGACCUGUCUACUUCUUAUAACUACUGCGUCGGAGCAAUGAGUACGAGCCACCGGCGGAUAACGUUGGACAAUUUGAUAUCCACGAAGACGAUGCUUGCGAUCUUGUGUGGCCAUGAGGUUGUGAAUGAGAGUACAGAUGAAUCGAAUGUGUACACGAGCAUCUUGGCGAUCGGAGGAAAUGCAGGUCUUCAGAUCUCAGAAUCCUCGCCCACGUUCAAUCUCCAGCAUGCCACGCGAGAAGGCGUUUGGUACCUGUGGUUUAUGCGCCUGGUAGCUCCCGCGGUCCGUUCUGACGGCAGACGAUGCCCAGUUCUUCCGUGGUUCCACAAGUUCGACACUGAGGCUACUGACCGCACGAACGGCAUGCGAUUCAUGGAGACUUGGCGACUUCAAACAUCGAUCGUGGUUGUCAGCAAAAGCAAAAGUGCCGACGAGGGCUGA
Pseudocercospora fijiensis CIRAD86 is the source of this 945-nucleotide messenger RNA. RefSeq lists its product as uncharacterized. The record is from RefSeq and is a predicted model, not a curated record. Bases 1 to 945 code for a protein of 314 amino acids. NCBI's taxonomy places the organism in Eukaryota, Fungi, Ascomycota, Dothideomycetes, Mycosphaerellales, Mycosphaerellaceae. The transcript has 10 exons.